This is a messenger RNA of Camellia sinensis, 3676 nucleotides long. Its product is annotated as putative inactive receptor kinase At5g10020. Lineage: Eukaryota; Viridiplantae; Streptophyta; Magnoliopsida; Ericales; Theaceae. Gene Ontology annotation, biological process: protein phosphorylation. Gene Ontology annotation, molecular function: protein binding; protein kinase activity; ATP binding. The record is from RefSeq and is a predicted model, not a curated record.
UACAACUGAUUAUCUCCCCCUCUCUCUCUCUCUCCCCAAAUAUAGUAAAAUACUUUGCAGAGCUGCACUGUCUGUCUCUCCAACUUCUUUCUUUACUCUCUCUGUCUCUCUCACUCUAAAGAAAAAUGUCUCCAUCUAAUUCAAUUUCCAUUUUCUCUCUCUACAACCUGUUGUAUUUCUGAAGAUUUUUUUGUCGAUUCUAGGGUUUGGAGUAAUGAAUUUCUCCUUCACCAAAUGAGGGAUUUGUAGGGUUUGCCCUCGCAUUCCUCAGAUGAAUAAUCUCACUCCUCCCAUUCUCACCCACACUCUCUCUCUCCUCCUCCUCUUCUCUCUCAUCAUCUUCGUCUCUUCUUCCCAAGACGAACUCCGAUCACUCCUCGAGUUCAAGAAAGGGAUCCGAGUCGAUCCCCUCGGCAAAGUCCUCAAUUCAUGGAACCAGUCCUCCGCUGCAGCAGAUCCCAACUCUUGCCCUCACUCCUUCUACGGCGUCGUUUGCGCCGACUCCGGCAACGUCACCGCCAUUCUUCUCGACGGCCUCGGCUUGGCCGGUGACUUGAAGUUCUUCACUUUGAAUGGCCUCAAAAUGCUCCGAAAUCUGAGUCUCUCCGGGAAUUUUUUCACGGGUCGUCUCGUUCCUGCAUUGGGUUUCAUGUAUACUUUGCAGUAUUUGGACUUGUCUGGAAACCUGUUUUACGGACCCAUUCCAGCUCGGAUGAACGAUCUUUGGGGAUUGAAUUAUCUCAAUUUGUCGUCCAACAAUUUCGCCGGUGUGUUUCCGAGUGGAAUCAGGAAUCUUCAGCAACUCUAUGUGUUGGACUUGCAUUCAAAUCAGCUUCGUGGGGACAUUCAGGACUUGUUUUCGGAGCUUAGAAAUGUGGAGUUUGUUGAUUUGAGCUAUAACAUGUUCUAUGGAUCUCUGUCAAUGGAUUUGUACAACAUUUCGAGCUUGGCCAAUACAGUGCAACAUUUGAAUUUGAGUCAUAAUGAUUUGGGUGGUGGGUUCUUUAAGGAUGAAGCCAUUCAGUUGUUUCGGAACUUGGAAGUUUUGGAUUUGGGUCAUAAUCACAUAAAUGGACAGCUCCCUUCAUUCGGGUCAUUGCCAAAUCUUCAAGUUUUGCGUCUGGGGAAUAACCGGUUGUUUGGGUUGAUACCGGAAGAGCUGUUGGAGGAUUUGAUUCGUUUGAAAGAACUAGAUCUCAGUGGCAAUGGGUUUUCUGGUCCAAUCCAUGUGAUCAAUUCUACAACUUUGAGCAUUUUGAAUCUUUCGUCAAAUGUGCUAUCCGGUUCUCUGCCUUCUUCUGUGGGAGGAUGUCGCAUAGUGGAUUUGAGCAGAAAUGUGCUCACCGGAGAUAUAUCUGUUAUGCAAAGUUGGGAAGCAACUUUGGAUAUUCUCGAUGUGAGUUCAAAUGAGUUAUCAGGAAGCAUUCCUAACCUGACAUCUCAGUUCCUGAGUUUGACAACUCUCAAUAUUAAAAAUAAUUCUUUAGAAGGUACCUUGCCUCCUGUGUUGGGGAACUUUCAAAGGCUGUCUGCAGUUGAUCUGAGUUUGAAUAAACUUGAUGGACCUAUUCCACCUAGUUUUUUCACAUCAAUGACCUUGACAAACCUGAACCUUUCAGGAAAUCAUUUUACUGGACCUAUUCCUCUUCAAAGCUCACGCGCAAUCGGAUUAUUAGUUCUACCUUCUUAUCCACAGAUGGAGUCUCUUGAUCUCUCUGAUAAUUUUUUAACAAGUACCUUGCCUUCGGACAUAAGUAAUUUAGGUAGGCUUAAGUUUCUGAAUCUUGCAAAGAAUGGCUUAUCGGGACCGAUACCAAAUGAAUUGAGCAAGCUUGGUGGGUUGGAGUACCUAGAUUUAUCCAGUAAUAAUUUCAACAGUAACAUCCCUGAUAAUCUUCCAUCUAGUCUAAAGGUCUUUAAUGUGUCUCAUAAUAAUCUCAGUGGACCUGUUCCAGAAAACUUGAGAAACUUCCCUAAUACUUCAUUUUAUCCUGGCAACUCUUUCCUGUUCUUCCCAAAUGGUAAGCCACCAAUGCAGGGUGAUGAUCAAGGGAGAGGGAAACAUCACAGAUCAAAAUCGAGUAUUAGAGUAGGUAUCAUUUUUGCCUCAGUUGGGGCUGCUGUGAUGAUUGCCUUUGUUCUGUAUGCUUACCAUCGAGCACAACUUCAGGACUUCCGCAUUAGAAGCGGGUUUAGUGGCCAAACUACUGAAAGAGAUGUUAAAUUAGGAAGACUUUCUAGGCCUUCUCUCUUCAAGUUCCACCCAAAUGUUGAGCCCCCACCCACUUCUUUAGGUUUUUCCAAUGACCACUUGCUAACCUCAAAUUCAAGGACAUUGUCGGGGCCGACAGAAUUGGGUACUGAAAUUGUUGAGCAUGUCUUGCCUGAGGGAGGUGCUGCUCCUUCAACAUCUCUGAAUCCCAUUGUGCCAGAUACUCAUCCAACGGUAUCUGGGAGGAAGUCUUCUCCAGGCUCCCCAGUUUCUUCUUCACCACGUUUUAUUGAUGCAAUUGAACAACCUGUGACACUAGAUGUAAAUUCACCAGAUCGAUUGGCUGGAGAACUGUUCUUCCUGGAUGUUUCACUAGCAUUUACAGCUGAGGAGUUGUCACGAGCUCCAGCAGAAAUUUUAGGUAGAAGCAGUCAUGGGACUUUAUACAAGGCCACUCUAGAUAGUGGGCAUAUGUUGACUGUGAAGUGGAUGAGGGUAGGAUUGGUCAAACAUAAGAAAGAAUUUGCCAAGGAAGUUAAAAAAAUUGGAUCAAUGAGACAUCCCAAUAUUGUUCCGUUGCGAGCUUAUUAUUGGGGGCCAAGAGAACAGGAGAGGCUUAUUUUAGCAGACUAUGUUCGUGGAGAUAACUUGGCUCUACAUCUUUAUGAGACGACACCCCGGAGAUACUCCCCGCUGUCAUUCAGCCAAAGGUUGAAAGUUGCUAUUGACAUUGCUCGGUGUCUGACAUACCUUCAUGAUAGUGGCCUUCCUCAUGGGAACCUAAAACCUACUAAUGUACUCUUGGAAGGCUCUGAUCUGAAUGCUCAUCUUACUGAUUACAGUCUCCACCGUCUGAUGACACCAGCUGGCAUUGCAGAGCAGAUAUUAAACCUUGGAGCACUCGGAUACCGUGCUCCUGAACUCGCUACAGCAGCCAAACCAGUCCCAUCAUUCAAAGCUGAUGUGUAUGCAUUUGGAGUGAUUUUAAUGGAAUUGUUGACCAGAAGAAGUGCUGGUGACAUUAUCUCAGGUCAAUCGGGGGCUGUUGAUCUUACAGAUUGGGUCCGGCUAUGUGAUCAUGAAGGACGAGGAAUGGAUUGCAUUGACAGAGACAUUGCCAGUGGAGAGGAACACUCGAGAGCAAUGGAUGAAUUGCUUGCAAUAUCACUAAGGUGCAUUCUUCCUGUAAAUGAAAGGCCUAACAUCAGACUAGUUUUCGACAAUCUCUGUUCUAUAUCUGUUUGAAAUUUUGUACAUGUGUCUUGGAAUUAUUUUUUCCUUCCUCGACUUUCUUGUUUUUUUCCCCCACUCUUUCUCCACCAUUGGUUUCCUAGCCUCCUAAUCUGGGCUAAUCUUCACAUUCUUUUCUUAAUUUUUGUGUAAAGCGACAAUCGAUCUAUUGAUUGAUUGACAGUAUUUCUCAGUUUGAUCUUGAAGUGAAAAGAUUGCAAAUCAUCUUUCUCA